AUGAGCGCUAAACACAGCCCGAGGAAAAUAACAUUAGCCAUGAUAAAAGGUGAGACUAAUUUAGAUAAAUAGGUAAGACCCGAUAAAUAAGUAUCUAUUUUACAGAGUUAACGUAAAUAGCGAUAUGACAAAAGGUACUUGAUCGAUCGUUUGUUUCUCUUUCGGCAAGGUAAACCUAUUGCAACUUCAGUUCCUGUAAUUCAUUACCAUGCUAGCGACGAUGAAUUGGAAGAGAUAUAUCCUAGCACAGACGAGGAGAAGCGAUUGACACCCGAGUGCGAAAAGAUUUCGUCUAAAGUCACCUCUAGUCCGUCGAGGUGCAUCCACGAGUCGGACAUCUCUGAGAAUAACUCGGAAACGCGAUCUGUCAGUUCGGAGAACAUUUUGCUGGAAGGUACGCCGCCGUCUCUGGACCCGUGGAAAGUAUUCUCUGACAUCAAAGGGAAAAUCACCAAGACGUUCGAGGAGAAACUAUCUGAAAUAAAAAGCGAUAAGAGGAAACGACGUAAUUCCAAGGCAGAAAGUUCAAGCAUCAGUGAUUUAGAGGAUCAGGGAUGCGUCACACCCGGUGAUGAAAAGGCAGAUGAUACUCGUAAGAGAGGCAAUGCAACCAGAUAUGUAGGUUUCUCCGAAGUAAAAACCGGCCUGAAAGACAAAAGUUUACAGGAUGAGUCUGUGGAGAGUGGCAUUGAAGCUUCUGAAUUUUCGCAAAAUGUCAGUGAAGAUGUUGCCUCUUUGACGAAUGAUCUAUCAAAUUCAGAGCCACCUUGUAACAAUAACAAUUAUACCGUCUUUCCACAACAGAGUUAUACGUACUCGGUGGCAUUUUCAAAGAAAAUAGACUUUAAGACUGUAUUUUUACAGUUGAUUAAGCAGUUAAUUUGUCAAGCAACGUAUAAAUCUAUUGCUGCUUUCAUUGCCAUUUCCUGCAUUUAUUAUAUUAUUCCAUUAGCAGAGUAUUUACUGGGAUUUAUGAUGGGUGUCUUUGUGACUGUUAUGUUCUAUGAUGUUGUAACAAAACUCAAAAAGAUUUUAACCACUAUGCCAGAUAAGGGAUGUCUUCCUAGUCUACCAAUACCUAUUUUAGAGAUCCCAGCUGUGGAGGAACAUGCUGUGGUUGAAAGAUAUCAAGGUUGGUUAAAUGAAUUGCCUUAUAAGUAUGAACCGAAUAAUUAUCAUGUGGCACGCACAAAGUCAGUUUUCUUUAGAUUGGAGGGAAAUAUUUUGCGUAUUAUGGAAACCAGGAUGAAAAUACCAAAGAAAGCUGUCUGGGACGAGCCAAAACAUAAAUUGAAAUUCGUUAAAAAAAGGGUUUAUAAUUUAACUGAAGCAAAGAUAGAACUUCUUCCCUGUGGGCUUACCAAAAGAAGAAGAUGGAGUAAAAAAUAUCCAGUUUGUAUAACCCUUGAAAAGAAAGCGUUAAUUUGUAAUGUAAUCCUGAAGAGUACAACCAAUGAUGAAUGUUCGAUAAAUAGUUAUCAUAAGGUGGACCUAAAAGAAAAAGUCAAAUGUAAAUCCAAUAAAAAAUAUACAAAAAAGUUAGAUGGAGAAAUACAAGAUGAAAAUGAAAUUUUACUUGUCAAUAUAGAACAUGAGGAACCAAUUGUAAGACAAGAAAUCUGCGAGUUUGUAGAAAUAGAAGAUACAGAUGAAGACGACGACGACAAUAAAAAUUACGAUUAUGAUUCAGCUAGCGAUUAUUUUGACAACGAAUGUGUAAAAUAUGAAGAAUGUUUUGUAAAUAGUAAAGAAACAGAGAAAUAUGAAGAAGAGAAGUUAAAGAAAAAGAAAAAAGAUUAUAAAGAACAACAGAAGGAGGAGGAUAGAAUAAAAAGAAACUUGAAGAAAAGUUACACUUGUACUAUUAAAAAAAGAAAGAAACGAAAAGAUAUACCAAGUGAAAUAAAAACUUGUAAAAAAUCAGUCAUAACAACAUGGAAUAAAAGAAAAGAAGACUGGGAAGAGAAUGAGGAAGAAGAGGAGGAAGAAGAAGAAGAAACAGAGGAGGAUGAGGAAGAGGAAGGCAAGAAAAUAACAAUGAAGGUAAACGUAGAAAAGGAUAAUGAGGAGAAAGAAAAAAGUGGACGGAAAGAAAGACAAGAAUUAGAAAAAUUAGAAGGAGAGGAUGAGGAGGCAGCAACUGAUAAUUAUGGCAGUUAUUGUCAUAAUAGAGUAUAUAAAAAAAGAAAAAGAAACAGGAAGAAUGAGGAGGAGGAUGAGGAAGAGGAAGAAGAAGAGGAGGAGGAAGAGUUGGAAGAGGAAGAUGAAAGAGAAGGAGAGGAGGAUGAGGAAGAGGAGCAGUCUAACGAUGAUGAACAAAAAAAUAAAUUAAAAAUAUUUAUUUUUGCUAGAACUGAUCGUGAGAAAGAAGAUUGGUACAGACGUUUAGUUUUAGCUGCAUCUCGAUCCGUUAAAAAGAAUGAUUCGCUACUGUUCACGAUCGAUGUAUCGUCCAAUAUAUCUAGCUCUCAAUCAUCGGUGCAACACAAAAUCGUCAGCGCAGAAUCAAAAAGCUCUUUUUCAGCUAACAAUUCACACGAAACUGUACCUGAGCUUACUUAUAAUGCUUAUAUGGCAAAAUACAUGGAUAAUAAUUGUUCGCCGAUGUCAGAAGGUGCAAUUUCCACGUCUGCUGAAAGUACACUUUGGAUCAAUUGUUUAAUAGCUCGUAUACUUUUUGACGUACGCAACUGUCCUGAAACUAUACAUCUUAUACAGGAUAAAAUCCAACGCAAGUUAUCCAAUAUAAAACUACCAUAUUUUAUGGAGUGCCUUUUGGUUUCAGAGGUAACGAUAGGACAAGGAGCUCCUGUUAUUCAUAGUGUAACAAAGCCAGUGAUCAAUGAAAGAGGUCUCUGGCUUGAUUUAGAUAUAACAUACAAAGGUUCUUUGACCAUGACCGUUGAAACAAAAUUGAAUUUGAUGAAAUUAACAAGAACCGGAUCGGUUCCUGAUGAUACGAUUAUUUCAACAAAAAAACCAAAUGAGGUAGUCACUAGAUCACCAAUUUUUGACAGCGAUGUGGAAGAUACGCCAGAAACAUCUACAGAGGACGAUUGUGAUAAUUCUAAAACGCAAUCGUACAAUGUGGCCAAAGAAACAACGCAACCGAGUUGUCCUAUGUUCGAAGAGCUAUGGAAGGUGUUUCAAAUACAGAGAUUCGAUUGAUGGUCACCGUUUCAAGUAUUGAAGGUUGUUUAUCAUUAAACAUUCCACCAGCACCGUCCGAUCGUUUAUGGUAUGGUUUUAAACCCGUACCAAAAGUAAGUCUCACCGUAAAGCCUGCAGUUGGUGAGAGAACAGUUAAUAUCGUUUACAUAACAAAAUGGAUUGAAACUAAGUUACUCAGGGAAUUUGAAAAACUGGUUGUUUUACCAAAUAUGGACGAUCUCAUUUUACCGUUGUGUCCUAAUUAUCCUUAUACAACAAUGCGGUAG
Molecule: messenger RNA, 3437 nt
Organism: Heterotrigona itama
Lineage: Eukaryota; Metazoa; Arthropoda; Insecta; Hymenoptera; Apidae
Source: the annotation of a GenBank genome assembly